AUGCUGUGGGAAUCUCUGGACAAGCAACAGGCAGUCUCUGUCCUAGCGCUUGGAAUCAGUACGGUGCUGGUCUAUCACCUCUUCUGUACAUACUGGCAACUGCAGCACAUCCCCGGCCCCCUCAUCGCCAAAUUCAGCGACUUCCAUCGCUUCAUCCUAGCGCGCCGUGGCCUCAUCCACCUGUACCAAGCCUGCGCUCACCAGCGAUUUGGUCCCGUUGUGCGUUUCGGUCCCAACCUAGUAUCCAUUUGUGACCCGGAGGCCAUCCACACAAUCUUCAACCUGCGGACCGGAUUUGCCAAGGCAUGUCAUUCCCAUCUCGGCCUAGAUGCCUCUCUCACUAGCAAAAUGUACCGCGCCUUCCGGCCAUGGACCACUGACGGCCUACUCCUCUCCGUCUUCACCGCCGAGGACGGCGCAGUAAAUCUACAGAUGAAGCAACACAUCUCCGUGUACUAUUCGCUCUCGUAUGCUGUAUCCUCGUUCGAGCCAAGAAUUGACAGUGCUAUACGAAUGUUCUUUGACCAGCUUGAUUGCCAGUUUUUGGCCACGGGAGCACGCUUUGACCUGACGAGUUGGCUUAAAUUUUUCUCCUACGAUAGCAUGGGCUUGAUGACAUUCUCCCGCGCGUAUGGGUACAUGCAGCAUGGGAGUGACCCAUACGGUAUCAUGGCGGAUGUCAAGAGGGCAAACCUGAUUAUUGGACCGAUGACGCAGAUACCGUGGCUCGAUUGGCUCUUACAUAAGAACCGACUAGCAAAUCUCAUCAAACGUGAAUCCAUUGCCCCUCUGCUGGAAUACGUUAUGGCGCGUAUCUCAGAGCGUCGGACCGAGAGUCAGAACAGUCAUAACAAACUCUGCAAUGCAAACGCCGACGGACCCUGUGCCGACGGCGAUUUCCUCGGGUAUUAUCUACAAGCCCAGGAGAAAAAGUCCGAAAGUGUACCCCUUCGAUUUGUGUCAACGUGGACCUUCGCCAAUAUUCUGGGAGGGGCCGAUUCCACGGCUGCCACGCUUCGAUCUGUGGUCUGUUUCCUCGUGGAACACCCUGAAGCACUGGAAACAGUACGAGCCGAGCUGCGGGAUAAGCAACGCACUACCACGGGGCUCUCUCUUCCCAUUCCUAAGUGGCACGAGCUGCAGAACCUCCCCUUCCUGGAUGCUUGUAUUAAAGAGUCACUCCGGCUUGAUCCUGCAUUCGCUAUGGGUCUCGAACGGGUGGUUCCUACAGGAGGAGCGACAAUCUGUGGUCAUUUCUUCCCUGGAGGUACCGUCGUAGCCAUGAGUCCCUAUAUCACUAAUCGCUAUCGGCCAACAUGGGGGGAUGAUGCGGACGUAUGGCGUCCCCGUCGCUGGUUGGAAGGCGAACCGUCGCAUAUUAGAAAACUUGAGGCCAGUUUGCUGAGUUUCGGGGCCGGGGCACGAGGUUGCCUGGGCCAGCACGUCGCCAUGUUUGAAAUCAAGAAGUUUGUAUCAGCCCUAUUCAUGAACUAUGAUAUUGAUCUUGUCGAGCCUCGAGCGAAGUUCAAUAAGUACUAUUGGGUCGCAAUACCAGAGAGUGUGCAGGCUACGGUCAGAAAACACGACAAGUUCAACAAAUAG
Messenger RNA from Aspergillus pseudoviridinutans, 1602 nucleotides. RefSeq names its product cytochrome P450. The record is from RefSeq and is a predicted model, not a curated record. Gene Ontology annotation, molecular function: oxidoreductase activity, acting on paired donors, with incorporation or reduction of molecular oxygen; monooxygenase activity; iron ion binding. The coding region runs from base 1 to 1602 and encodes 533 amino acids. The transcript is spliced from 5 exons. NCBI's taxonomy places the organism in Eukaryota, Fungi, Ascomycota, Eurotiomycetes, Eurotiales, Aspergillaceae.